This is a messenger RNA of Trichoderma asperellum CBS 433.97, 978 nucleotides long. Its product is annotated as mitochondrial 54S ribosomal protein mL40. The record is from RefSeq and is a predicted model, not a curated record. NCBI's taxonomy places the organism in Eukaryota, Fungi, Ascomycota, Sordariomycetes, Hypocreales, Hypocreaceae. Gene Ontology annotation, biological process: mitochondrial translation. Gene Ontology annotation, molecular function: structural constituent of ribosome.
GCAGAUCCCUCCGGCAAACGGCAAAUACCCCCCCAUCUUCUAUACCCUUGCCCGCAUCAAUUCGACAUAUUACUCCUGGGAGGGGGCAUCAAUUGGGCCACACUCUGGAUUCGAGCUCAAUUCUGACAUUGAAGAGCGACCACCAUCGCAUAUAAAACUCAGACCGCACUGCGAAAGCUCAGACGACCAAGGCGACAUCUCGAUUGCACUUCGCUGCUGGGGAAGCAAAAAGCAGCCAGCCUACGCAUCUUGCAUCUCCAAUUCAUCCAAAAUGGCCUCUUCUGCUUCCAUCACCGGGCUCUUCAGCCGCCUCUCCCUCCUCUCACGAAACACCACCACCACCGCAACCAUGACAACAACAACAACCCCACGCCUCUUCUCGACAACCUCAACCUCUCUCGCCCGCAAGGCUCCUCCCCCAGCAGCCGGCGGCUCUGCCCCCAAAGCCGCCCGCCGCAGCCGCCAGGCCCCGAAAUCCGAAAACUUCUUCCGCAUCCGCACGCUGCGCCGCAACAUGUUCUCGCCGGCACCUCCCCCGCUGCGCAUGGCUCGCCUGCGAUACCUGCGCCACUGGACCAUCCACCGCGCCUGGCAGCUCUUCCGCCGGAAGCAACACGAGGCCAUUGAGAAGGAGAGGAGCAGGAUGCACGCCGGCAUGUACAACGCCUGCGAGGAGCUGCGGAAGACGGUUGGGCCUGGAUCGAGGGGAGAGGGGUACUUGUACCGAGUUGCGAUGGAGAAGAAGGGCGUUUAUGGACUUGAGGGUGUGCCGAUAGAGUAUGCUCGAUUCCAGACGGACAGUCCGGCGAAAGAGGCGUGGAACCACGACUGGAAGAGGUAGAGAGUACGAAGUGGAUAAACGGGAGAGGAGGAAAGAUUGAACAUAAAAAAAAGAGAAACGAGAUAGACACGUUAUGUACGAAUAUUAAGCAUUGUAUAGUAUUACAGCACAUAAGAAAACCUUUACUGGUAUCUUGA